Molecule: messenger RNA, 5762 nt
Organism: Carassius carassius (crucian carp)
Lineage: Eukaryota; Metazoa; Chordata; Actinopteri; Cypriniformes; Cyprinidae
Gene: cacna2d2b
Product: calcium channel, voltage-dependent, alpha 2/delta subunit 2b
Exons: 37
Coding region: 202-3549 (1115 amino acids)
Cellular component (GO): voltage-gated calcium channel complex
Molecular function (GO): voltage-gated calcium channel activity
Source: RefSeq, a predicted model, not a curated record
UCUGUGGGGUGUUGCGAGGGCGCGUGCACAGCAGCCUCAUCACGCGCAGCAUCUUUCGCCCACCGAUAUCCCUUAAUUUCACUUCAUUGUUACUUCUCAGACAAAAAGAGCGUUUACUACCACGUCGUGUCUGGAUAUUCUGCUCUCCUGGAUAACCGUGAGAGUGUUUGCUCGGCUGGAUUGGGGUGUUUUUCAUGGAAAAUGGCGAGAUGGGCUCACGCGUGUCUGCUGCUGAUGAUGGGGAUUUUCAGCGGAUCGUGGACCGCAGUGGACGCGCUCACAUUUCCACAGCAUUACACGAUCAUGCACUGGGCUCGUCGCAUUGAACAGGAGAUUGACAGAGUCCUGCAGCACAUCAGUGGUGCUCAGCAACUUAAAGGGAUCUACAGUGAGAAGAGAAGGCAGUUCAGUCUGGUCAGAAAUAACCCUCGAGAAAUCGUAGAGAAAGUUGCGACUGACAUUGAGAGACUGCUGGCCAAGAAACGCAAAGCGCUUGAGAAACUCGCGAGUGAAGCAGAGCGUCUUCAGAAAGAUCAUCGGUGGCAGGAUGGGAUCAAGGAGGAAAAUAUUGAAUAUUAUAACUCUAAAGCAGAGAUGGACUAUGACGGUGAGGACAUUGAUUCCCAGAUGUCAUUGAAACUGGAGUUUGUGUACGAUCCAAAUUUUAAAAACCACGUGAAUUACUCACACACCGCCGUCCAGAUCCCCACAGACAUCUACAAAGGCGCUCCGGUGAUUCUGAACGAGCUGAACUGGACGCAGGCAUUAGAGCGAGUCUUCAUAGAGAACAGCAGAGACGACCCGUCGUUGCUCUGGCAAGCGUUUGGUAGCGCCACCGGUGUCACAAGAUACUACCCAGCUGCUCCCUGGAGGGCGCCGGAUAAGAUUGACCUUUAUGAUGUACGACGCCGACCAUGGUACAUUCAAGGAGCGUCCUCGCCCAAAGAUAUGGUCAUCCUCGUAGACGUGAGCGGAAGCGUCAGUGGACUCACUCUCAAACUGAUCAAAGCUUCGGUCAUGGAAAUGCUCGACACACUCUCAGACGACGAUUACGUCAACGUGGCCAGGUUCAAUGAGAAGGCCGAGGCGGUGGUUCCCUGUUUUAAGCACCUGGUUCAGGCAAAUGUACGCAAUAAGAAGAUCUUUAAAGAGGCUGUGCAGCAGAUGCAGGCCAAAGGAACCACCGAUUACAAAUCCGGCUUUCACUUCGCUUUCAACCAGCUGCUCAAUAAGACGAAUGUUCCUCGAGCCAACUGUAAUAAAAUCAUCAUGUUAUUUACUGACGGAGGGGAGGACCGAGCUCAGGACAUCUUUGAGCAGUACAACUGGCCCAAUAAGACGGUCCGUGUGUUCACGUUCUCAGUGGGGCAGCACAAUUAUGAUGUCACUCCGCUGCAGUGGAUCGCAUGUGCUAAUAAGGGAUACUAUUUCGAGAUCCGCUCCAUCUGUGCUAUAAGGAUUAACACCCAGGAAUAUCUGGACGUGUUGGGACGCCCCAUGGUUCUGGCAGGAAGAAGUGCCAAGCAGGUGCAAUGGACCAACGUCUAUCAGGACGCACUGGGUCUGGGGCUGGUGGUGACUGGAACGAUGCCGGUGUUCAACCUCACUGUGGACGGAAACUCUCAGAAUCAGCUGAUUUUAGGGGUGAUGGGGGUCGACGUACAUCUGGAUGAGCUGAAGAGACUCACGCCACAAUACAAGCUGGGAGCAAAUGGAUACAUCUUUGCCAUCGACCCAAAUGGAUACGUGCUGAUGCACCCGAACCUGCAGCCUCGAGUUUUGGAGGAAGAGGAUUUGCCGGAGCCCGUGACGCUGGACUUCCUGGAUGCAGAAGUAGAAGACAGCAGCAAACAGGAGAUUCGUAGGCAAAUGAUUGAUGGCCGAUCGGGAGAGAUGACAAUCAAAACUCUAAUUAAAUCAAUGGAUGAGCGCUACAUUGACGAGGUCACGCGUAUGUACAGCUGGACGGCCAUUAACGACACUGAUUACAGUCUGGGUCUGGUACUUCCUCCAUACAGUGAAUAUUACAUCCAGGCUGAUCUCAGCGAUGUCAUGUUACAGCUGCAGUAUUUACAGUCUCUGCUGCCGAACUCGUUUGAGUCGGCUGGUCACGUGUUUCUAGCUCCCAGAGAAUACUGCAAGCGUCUGCAGAUGGCUGAGAAUAACACACAGUUCCUGGCGGACUUCCUGUCUCUGAUGGUGGAGAUCUCACCUGAAUCUGAAGACUGUGAUCAAGGUCUCAUUCAUAACCUGAUCUUGGAUUCUGGGAUCCUCUGGAAUCUCGCCACACGCGUCUGGCAGAACAAGGAUCUCAACACGUAUGGCUUCCUGGCGCUGUUCGCAUCUACCAAUGGAGGCGUCACACGCGUUUACCCCAACAUAGCUGCUGAAUCAUGGGACGAGGAUCCCGAACCUCUGAACUCAAACUUCUACCGUCGCACUCUGGACAACAAAGGCUACAUCUUCAGGACACCGACUCGAACCUCUAUGGAUGAUCUUUUAAUCUCAGAGAACGGCACUUUGGGGAUUUUGGUCACCACGGCCGUUGAGGUUGUGAUCGGGGGCAAAACCAUGAAGCCUGCAGUGGUCGGCGUUAAGCUGGAUUUGGAGGCUUGGGUCGACAAGUUCAAGAUCCUCGCCAGCAACGUGUCAGACAGCAGACAGGCCACACAUAAGUGCGGCCCCUCCAGAUCCUGUGAGAUGGACUGUGAAGUGAACAGCGAUGAUUUGUUGUGUUACUUGAUCGAUGACGGCGGUUUCCUGGUGAUGUCCAAUCAGAGAGAUCACUGGAAGAAGGUGGGUUUGUUCUUCGGCGAGGUCGACCCCUACCUGAUGUUCGCCCUCUACAACAACUCAAUCUACGCCCGUCAUCAGACCUUCCAGUAUCAGUCGGCCUGCGAGCCAAUGGCCAGCAGCCACACUGGAGCCGCGCACAGAGGAUUCUACGUGCCCUCCAUUGCUGAUUUUCUCAGUCUGGCCUGGUGGACGUCAGCAGCGGCGUGGUCUGUUCUGCAGCAGUUCCUGUAUGGACUCAUCUACAGCAGCUGGUUCACCUCAGAAGAUGUCUGGGCUGAGAGUUCGGACACUAAAGGGAGCAGCAGCUGUGUGACGGUUCACAGUCAGUUCUACUUCACCAACACCACCAACUCCUUCAAUAUGCUGCAGGAUUGUGGGAACUGCUCCAGGUGUGUGUGUGAAAUUCAUUUGUGCAUAUUAACGCACAUUUUUCCCAACACAAACUCUCUUUCUGUCAGGUUGUUCCACGCCAAGCGUAUAGAAAACACAAACCUGUUGUUCGUGGUGGCUGAGACGCUGCCCUGCAGCUCCUGCGAGAUCGAGAAACUCCUUCCUGUCAGAACAAAGUCUCAAGAAGAAAAUCCAUGUGAGGUGUUAAACUCCGCCCGCUAUCGGAAAGGCCCUGACAAAUGCUUUGACUACAACUCGGAGGAGAACACGUCGGAGUGUGGCAGCGCUCACUCUUUACACUGUCCGAUGCGAUUUCUGCUCUGGAUUCAGUUAUUGUUGCUUUACCUCAUUCUACAAUCGUAAUCUGAGUCCCACUGCCUUCGAUGUUCCUGUCCCUCAUCCGUCUCCUCUCCGGUCCUGGUUUUCUGGCUCUCUGUCUCAUCGUGAGGUGCAUUCCAGCUGUGUGCUGUUACAGCAGAGCAUGAUGGGAAAACAUGUCUUAGUAACCCCAACAUUGUGCAGAUCCAAAAAAAAAAAAACAAAUCAUUCAACCUUUAUAUUCGUAAAACGUCCAAAAAACAACAACAACAAUCUUUCUGCUGCCGUAAAGUAUUUUUGCUUGCCAAAAACAGGAAAGGACCUGGAUUGUUUCAAAAUACUGGAACACGACGGUUGUUAUCACAAUCUCGCAUUGUGUGUUUAUUAGAGUCUUGCUUCGUUCUCGAUUUAGUGCCAAACCCUGACGUAUGUGGAUGCUCAAGCGCUGGGGAAUCGCAGCUUUCAUUGAAAUAUUGUUUUUUGAAGCUUCCUUACCAAGAGAGAAUGUCAUAUUAUCGCAAACUGCUUCGUUUAGGGAAAAAUAAAAAGAUUUAGAAUUUGUUUUGUGUUCAUUUAGAGCUUUUGUCGAAAGUUUUAAGGGCAAAUAUAUAUUGUGUCUAAAAACUGCUGCCUGGUUUGUUACCCAACAGUGCCUUGGCGCACUUGUCCGAAUGGACCAACAAUAGCACUGGACGUGGAUUCGACUGACCCUGAAUGAAUGAUGGAGAAAUAUACAGUAUUGAAUGUUUACAGUUUAAGGGCGAAUGUCAUGAAACCUGGCAAAAAUUCAUAUUUCACCCCAAAAUCAAAAGAAAUAAAUAGGAAAUCUCACAUAAAGAAAAUGAAGCACAUUUUUACGAUCGUUAAGAUUUUAAAAGCACAUUUUCCCUCCAAAUCUCAUUAACGUAAUGAGAAAAAAAAACUUUUUCUUAUUACUGUAAUGUGAGGAUAAAAAUAUUUUUACAACAUGGUAGCAAUUUGUUACAAUGCCUUAAUUUAUGAUUAUUCAAAUAGUAAAAAAAAACAGUGAAAUAGUGUCACAAUGCGAAGAAGUAUCCACAAUGUUCCUACAAAUACCCUUCAUUUUCUUCUUAUGAGUUUUGGGGUAUUUUUCUGUUGAUUUUGGGGUGUUUUCUCGUGAAACUCGUCUGUGCAUGUAUUUUGGCGUUCAGUAUGGGUUUAUUACACUUAUUCUACUGAUUCAGUCUUUAGAAAGUCACUCAAAUGGUUUUAACUUUUUCUGAUGUAAAUAUGAUUAUUCCACACUGACUUGAUCUAGUUAAGUGUGUUUUAAUGAAAUGGAAUGCAAGCUGAUGUUUCGAUGUCCCGCUGCAUGCUGGGAAAAACGAUAACUGCUAUUAAACUUCAUGAUUUUAGAACAUUUACUGGAAAGAGAGUCGACCCUCCGAGCCAUUGAACAGACCAACUUUAUCUUACUUAACGAGUCCGUAGAUGUCAUCCAAGGGUCGAUAUGUAUUUAUUUUGAUUUACUUUAAAAGAUACGGUGUGUAUAUUGCUUGCGAAAUGUAUCAAGUGUGAAUUUUGAGACGCUUUCAUGCUUUUAUUGAAAUGUUUUGGAUUUUAUCGCAGAUGUUUUGUUGCUUUUCAGUGAUUAUAUAUAACAUUUUAAAGGUCCAUUUAGCUAAAAAAAAUUAAAAUAAUUGGUUGUAUUUCAUCUUCCAAACUUCCAAAACAAAUGGGUAGAGAUGCUUCUGAAUUGAACUGAAAGGGUUUCGCUUGAUGUAUUUUGUAUCGUAAUGGCUUGAGCAAUACUUGGAAUUAUGUCAACUACGCUGAAAUGCAAGUGAGCGCUACUGAAUUAGUGUAAAGAGAGCAUGAAAUCAGUAUUGAGCCGCUUUCUUUGGAUGACUUUGAUUCAUGCUUGUCUUGGAAUAUCGGCUUAAUGUUUGUAUGUGAGCUAUGAGCGUUCUAACAGUGUUAUUUCAUGCCAAUAAGAGUAUUUAUACUAUUGUCUUUCUGUAAAAAAAACAAUUAUCAGUGUUACAAUGAACUUGAUGUGAAUUGGAAUGUUUUAAUUCUUUUUUGUUAGGUUUUUUUUUUUUUCGUCCUGCAGAUGUUUGUUAACUAUGUGAAAGGGUUUUUCCUCCCUUUCUGCGGUCUUCCAUAUCACUUCAUUUUGUACAGAUGGCACAAAUCUGUCAAGAAAGGCUAACUUUGUAUCAUAUUGUGUCAUUCACUUCUGGGAGAUGUUUAUAAGAGAUUUGGAGAGAUAAAGACAUGCAUAUUUUUCACGUCAA